AUGGUGAAUAGAGCAUGCGCGGAGUGGGUGAAGAUUGUGGUUGGUGUUUCCUUUCUCUGCCCAGAAACGUUCCAAAUAAUGCGAGAAGAAGGGAACGAUGAAUUGAGCGAAUACAUUGAAGGACUUCAUGAACGUUUUCUGUGAGGAUUUUCACUGAAGAUGCUGUCACAUCUCCUAUCGCCUAGCUAUUUCCUCAACUGUGAGACUUUUUGCUGACUCCAUGUUUCUGACAUCUUUCCAGACACAGCAUGAGAUAUUAAAACUGGAAAUUGAACUUGUUCCAAACCUCGUUUGCCAUUGGUUCACUAUCCCUCUGACCUCAGUGCCGAUACAGUGUGGAGCUGGAGGAACACAGGUCAGGCAGCAUCAGAGGAUCAGGAAAGGUGCCUCUCUGAUAUAGAGGAGACUACAUCGGGAGCAAUGGAUGCAAUAGACCCAGGUUAGAAAAUGUACAGACAUUCCGAACCCAACAACAUCCUGGUAAAGAAGGGUCUAGACCCGAAACGUCAGGUUUCCUCUGAUGUGGUGUUCAUCCCACUCUACAGCUUGUUAUCUAAAUCCUGAUUAUUUGAAGACAAAGAUUUACAAUGCAAUACUCAAACAAGGCAUCAUGUUGAUAUCACACGGAAUCACUUGAUAAAUAUCAACAGCCCUUGAAUAUGGAAGGAAACAAGUUUACCUGUUAUUAAAGAUUUCAAACAUCAAUAUACUUGGAAAGUCAUCGAGCCACAGACACACCUGAGGGAGAACGCUCCAGUGAGCUGACUAUGUAAAAGAGCUUUGACCGGUAUCACAGACUGGAAAAAAAAAUACUGUGCACAGCGGGCACAGACUAUCCACUUUUUUUAUUUGUGUGAGGCUUCAACCAAUUACCCAAUCUAUAGAUUCACAGGGACAGCUGCACUAUGGAGAAACCAUGGGAAUGUGGAGAUUGUGGCAAGGGAUUCAGAUUCCAAUCCGAGCUGGAAAUACAUCAACGCAGCCACACCGGUGAGAGACCAUUCACCUGCUCAGAAUGUGGGAAGGGAUUCACUGCCUCAUUCAAACUUCUAGCACAUCAGCAAGUUCACAGCAAUGAGAGACCUUUUAAAUGUACAGACUGUGGAAAGCACUAUAAAAAUGCCUGGGAAUUGGCAUCCCAUAAACUUGUUCACACCGAUGAGAGACCAUUCAGGUGCCCUGAAUGUGGGAUUAGGUUCAAGCAUUCAUCUCACCUGCGGGGGCAUCAACGAGUUCACACUGUGGAGAGGCCAUUCAUCUGCUCUGAGUGUGGGAUGGGAUUCGCUCAAUCAUCCCACUUACUGAAACACCAGCAGGUUCAUACUAAUGAGAGACCUUUUACAUGUUCAGAUUGUGAGAAGAGCUUUAAAAGCAGCAAUGAUCUUCGGGUACAUCAACGAAUUCACACUGGGGAGAGACCAUUUAUCUGCUCAGUGUGUGGGAAGGGAUUUACUCAGUCAACUCACCUCUUAAAACACCAGCGAGUUCACAGUGAAGAAAGACCCUUUAAAUGCCCAGAUUGUGGACAGCAGUAUAAAAGUGCAUGGAUACUGACAGUCCAUCAACGUGUCCACACUGAUGAGAGACCAUUCAGGUGCUCUCACUGUGGGACUGGGUUCAAGCGUUCAUCUGAGCUCACUGCCCACCAGCGACUUCACACGGGGGAGAGGCCAUUCAUCUGCUCAGUGUGUGGGAAGGGGUUUACUCAGUCAACACACCUGCUAACACACCAGCGAGUACAUACUACAGAGAAACCUUUCAAAUGUUCUGACUGUGAGAAGAGCUUUAAAAGCAGCAAUGGCCUUCAGUUGCAUCAGCGAAUUCACACUGGGGAGAGGCCAUUCGUCUGCUCAGUGUGUGGGAAGGGAUUUACUCAGUCAACCCAUCUGCUUACUCAUCAGCGAGUUCACAGUGAAGAGAGACCUUUUAAAUGCCCAGACUGUGAGAAGAGCUUUAAAAGCAGUAAUGAUCUUCAAGUACACCAACGAAUUCACACUGGGGAAAGACCAUUCAUCUGCUCAUUGUGCGGGAAGGGAUUUAUUCAGUCAACUCAUCUGCUGACACACCAACGAGUUCACAGUGAAGAGAGACCUUUUAAAUGCCCAGACUGUGAGAAGCAGUAUAAAAGUGCAUGGGAACUGACAGUCCAUCAACGUGUUCACACUGGUGAGAAACCAUUCAAGUGCUCUCACUGCGGGACUGGGUUCAGCAGGUCGUCGCAUCUGCUGCGACACCAACGGCUUCACACUGGGGAGAGACCAUUCAGCUGCUCUGAGUGUGGGAGGAAAUUUUCUUGCUCAUCCAACUUGCAAUCACACAAGAGCGUUCAUGUUGUUGUGAGACCCUUUAAAUGUUCUCAAUGUGAGAAGAAUUUUAAAAACAAACAGACUUUGCUGAGACAUCAGCGAGUUCAUACUGAAGAGAGACCUUUUAAAUGCCCAGACUGUGGGAAAUGCUUUAAAAUGGCCAGGGACCUGAUGUCUCAUCAACGUGUUCAUACAGAGGAGAAACCAUUCCAAUGUUCUCACUGCGAAACUGGGUUCAAACGGUCAUCUGACCUGGUGAGACACCAGCGAGUUCACAGUCUGUAGGGGUUGAUUGUUAUUUUAUUACUAUUGUUAAUCACAUCCAGCAUUGAACAUAUGGGUUAGUGCUGAAGUGUGUAAGGUGUAUCAUAUUUCAAACCUAUCACUGAUCUCCACCGAACUAGUGAAUAACAGAGUAGGAGCAAUGCCGGGAUGAUGGAGAAAGGAGACAGGGAAAUGGGAACUCCAUCCAGUGUACUCCUAUUUCUCACCCUUAAACCCCCAAACCCAGGCAGUGCCCGACACACUACCCUCCAUCUCCUGACAUGUCAGCUUGUCCCGUGUUGCUGAAUGUGUCCCCACAUGGGUGCCAGUGGAAUAGUCUUUAACAGGACCCUCAAGGUCUCAGGUGGAAAGCAAAAGCAUUCAGGCAGGGAUUUGAGCCGCUGAUCUCUACGUCUGGUGAAACCACAUGGGAAACAUCAGGUAGAAUGACAGGGAAGCUCUGGGGUCGAAAUUGGGACUUGAUCAGAUAUUGUUAUCUUUUUAAAUAGUGACAAAAUGCAUGGGUUGGAAUCACUUCCAACCCUUGUCCACACUCACAUCCGGAGGGCCUGCUCACCAAUUCACUGAUUUCUUACUUUAAGUUUAUUUGCUGUUUUAAUCACCCUGUUUUGAUACAUCAUGACACACCUUGGGUAGACAGGAUUUAAACAUGGAUCUUCUGUUGAAGUAGGGACAAUUCUUCUGCAUCACAAGAGCCUUUGGGCUUGUUAGAUUAUUAGGUCACUAACAGGAUGAAAGUCAAUAUAUUUAGCUUGACUCAUUGCUGACAUCUAGCUUAAUUAGAAACUCACCUUUCUAUAUUGGCGACAGAAUAUUUCAGAAAUAAGAUAUAUUCUGGAAAAAGGUAUCAAGGUGGAAGAAUCCUAGCAGCUAAAAGCCAGCAAGAAUGUAAAACUUUAUGAAAGCUGUUGUACAGACAUCAGUGUGAUAAAUGACAACAGAUUGCAGUAAUCUUGAGAUUAGAGGAAAACAACAACAAUGAAUUCACAAUCACAUGAAUCAGUGAGAUGAGAAUUGCUCUCAUGAGUUGUGACUGGCCACAGCGAGGUAUUUGUCAGAUAAGAACUAGGAUAAAAGAGAGUCCACUCAGACAAGGUUGUGUCUGUGCAGUGAAGAAGAAACAAAGUUCCUGAUUUCUACUUUCUUAAAUAUCAAAGCCUGUUUUUAUUUUAUCAUUGAAACAUGGUGGAUAUUAAUUGUGCACAAGUUUAAUUUCCAUGCUUACAAAGGAAUCAACUGGUCCUCACAUUUUAUGGUAUCAAUAAACUAACUUAUCCAAGAUGUUUAUCCUUGGAAUUGUAUUUCUCUGGGACCAAGGAAGGUCAAACUGCAACCUAACAUUUAGAUUGAAUCCUGAAUCUGGGCUAUCAGAGCCACAUACAUGGGAACACGAACAGUAUUACCAGAUGCUUUUCAUCCUCAAUUCUAAGCAUUGAACUCUAUGGCUGUGCUUUUGGCUGCCUGGACCCUAAGGUCUGGCAUUUCCUGUUUGAAUCUCUCCACCUUUCAACUUCAUUUUCCUCCGUUCCUACAUUUUUAUAAUCUAUUCUUUGUUCAAGAUUUUGGUCUCCUGACUUACCACAUCCUCAGUAACCUGUGAAACUCCUUGGAACACUUUAUAUGAAGAUCUCUGGAAGUUUAAGUUGUUUUUCAGUGGACCCAAUCAAUGACUGAGUGAGUGGAUUUGUAUGAGUGUAACUUAGAUAGACACAGCUUGUACCAUCUUGCAGUGAAAUCUGUUCAUUGACCGAGUGAGUGUCUAUAAAUGUAAAACAGACGAACACAGCUUGUUAGAACAGAUCCAGGAAGGAGGAAACUCUGAACUAACAACUAGAAUUUCUGUUCUCCACAUUUUGGCAAAGGUGAUUCUUUCCAAUCAUUUGCAUUACUAACAAAAGUAAUGAAAGAUGAUUAGUUUUUGAUGUGAGCUGUUUCACUAGGUAGAAUUAGAGUUGUACACUUCCACAGCUAGCAAACUUUUUUUUGUUUGUGUGAUUUUGUUUUGUCAUUUAUGUUUGCUUUUUAUUUGUUGCUUGAAACCUGAGAUUGUGCUUUAGUCUGAGGUCAUCAACUACAAUCACUCAAUAUGAUGAAUUAUCAACUUAUGAUGUAUUAAAAAUGAUCUUUUCUGUG
Messenger RNA from Stegostoma tigrinum, 4724 nucleotides. Its product is annotated as zinc finger protein 271-like. Gene Ontology annotation, biological process: regulation of transcription by RNA polymerase II. The record is from RefSeq and is a predicted model, not a curated record. The coding region runs from base 906 to 2591 and encodes 561 amino acids. The transcript is spliced from 5 exons. Lineage: Eukaryota; Metazoa; Chordata; Chondrichthyes; Orectolobiformes; Stegostomatidae. Gene Ontology annotation, molecular function: DNA-binding transcription factor activity, RNA polymerase II-specific; RNA polymerase II cis-regulatory region sequence-specific DNA binding.